AUGGGAGACAAUGCAACAUACUAUCACAUCUCAUCUUUCUUCCUGGUUGGUAUUCCCAGUUUGGAAUAUUUUCACUGCUGGAUUGGCAUCCCUGUCUGCCUCCUGUUUGUUCUGAGCUUGCUGGGGAACACCAUAAUCACUGUCACUGUCAAGCUAGAGCCAAGUCUUCACCAGCCUAUGUAUUUCUUCCUCUGCAUGUUGGCAAUGAAUGACAUGGCUCUUGCCUCUGCUGCAGCACCCAAGAUGCUUGGAAUCUUCUGGUUUGAUGCACAUUGGAUUGAAUUUAAUGUCUGCCUAGCACAAUUGUAUUUCAUCCACACAUUUUGCAUUAUUGAGUCCGCACUCCUAGUUGCCAUGGCUUUUGACCGCUAUGUAGCUAUUUGCAUCCCACUGCAUCAUACAACUAUCCUGACAACACCAAUGGUCAUUAAAAUGGGUCUAGUUGUUGUAAUCCGAGCAAUAUUUUUGGUUUUGCCUGGUCCUAUUCUCAUUUACAAGCUACCAUAUUAUACCAAAUACAUCAUCAAUCAUGCCUACUGUGAGCAUAUGGCUGUGGUGAAGUUGGCCAGUGCCAACACCUUCAUUAACAGGGUUUAUGGAAUCUCUGUGGCUCUUUCAGUGAUGAUAUUGGACCUAGGACUCAUAGCCACAUCCUACAUCAAAAUCCUCCAGGCUGUCUUCCGGCUCUCUUCUCAGAAUGCCCGCUCUAAGGCACUGAGCACCUGUGCUGCCCAUGUCUGCACUAUUCUUGUCUCCUACACACCUGCACUGUUUAGCUUCCUAACUCACCGCAUUGGCAAGAAGGUACCUCCAAGCGUCCACAUAAUUUUUGCAAGUUUGUACCUUCUAGUGCCCCCUACGGUCAAUCCCCUGGUGUAUGGUGUCAAGACCAAGCAGAUUCGUGACCGAGUGGUGAGUCUCUUUCUUCCACAUAAGAAAAUUUCUGAAGAGUAA
Messenger RNA from Otolemur garnettii (small-eared galago), 954 nucleotides. Its product is annotated as olfactory receptor 52J3-like. The coding region runs from base 1 to 954 and encodes 317 amino acids. Gene Ontology annotation, biological process: G protein-coupled receptor signaling pathway. The record is from RefSeq and is a predicted model, not a curated record. Gene Ontology annotation, cellular component: membrane. Gene Ontology annotation, molecular function: olfactory receptor activity; G protein-coupled receptor activity. The transcript has a single exon. Lineage: Eukaryota; Metazoa; Chordata; Mammalia; Primates; Galagidae.